Messenger RNA from Phytophthora nicotianae INRA-310, 866 nucleotides. RefSeq lists its product as hypothetical. The record is from RefSeq and is a predicted model, not a curated record. The coding region runs from base 8 to 763 and encodes 251 amino acids. The transcript has a single exon. Lineage: Eukaryota; Oomycota; Peronosporomycetes; Peronosporales; Peronosporaceae.
CGGCAAGAUGGUGUUUCGCUUUACGGAUGAUUACGACAAAGAACUCAUGAAAGAGGCGAUCGCCCAAAAGCCAUUUGCAGCCAAGUACGGGGAGGCCGCUCGAGUAUGGGCUAGCGUUGCGGAGCAUGUUUCAUCCACCAUCAAGGAACGGGUCUUAGAGAAGCAAGUUCGGGAUCGUGUGGGCUUGCUUAAAAAGAAUUGGCAUGCCGGUGAACUACGGUCUUCGUUAGGAAGCGGAAUCGAGGAAACACUUGAAGCCGUCAACAAGCAGAGCCACUACGAAACAUUGGCUGGGUUGGUGGGGCAGUAUGUACAGCUCGAGAACGCUGGCAAAGAUGAUAAAAUGGAUCGCAUCAACAAGAAGAAGGCUGACGAGGCUAGCGCGACGCGCUGUGCGUCUGAAAUUGUAAAUGAGGCGCUGGUGCGUCGUGCUCUUCGUCAAGAUGACAUCGAUUCUGACGGCGAUUCCUCCGCGAGCGACGACACUAACUACGCUUCUUCUUCCAAGUCAACUCCGUCGAAAGCCCACGGUAAGCGCAAGAGUGCAUUUCAACUGGAAGCUGAGCGUCAAGAUAAGCGGAUAUGCGAUGAUAUGGAGCUUCGCCGUCGUCAAGUUGAUCGGCAGAUGCAGGCACAGCUCCAACAACACCAGGAUAGCAUCAAUUUAGAGCGUGAGAUGCAUGGGCACUCAGUGCAAAUGGAACGUACAAGAGCCCUGGUGCAAUCUCAAGCAGAAAAAACGGAUGCAAAGGGCUCAACAUGAGUCUGAGGAGCGCAACCGACAACUCAUAUUGGAAUGUGUAAAAUUACUGAGCGUUUUGUACCGCAAGGACUAGCUCCGUAUCAAUGAGAGGAGGCAAGUAGAC